Molecule: messenger RNA, 3683 nt
Organism: Owenia fusiformis
Lineage: Eukaryota; Metazoa; Annelida; Polychaeta; Sabellida; Oweniidae
Source: the annotation of a GenBank genome assembly
GAUUGGUCGACUGUGCUCAUACUAUCAGCAACAAGACAGCAUCAUGGCGGACCAAGGAAUGAACUGGCCGUUUUCAUCGGACCCUUUACCCGAUUUAAAACACCAUUUAAUGCCAAGUGAAACGCUCGAAAAUGAUGUAUUAGACAACUUAGAUGAUCUCACACAGUAUAUCCAACAAGAUACUAAAUUGGACAAUUUCACUAUUCUGGACGAUUCACUCAACUUGCCCAGUGACAGUGUACUCAAUACUGAUCAAACUUCUAUGCUAACAGAUGAUCUCAACUUUGAUGAUUUGGUCAAUUAUGCCAAUAAUCCAGUCCUCUCUCAAACACAAGUGAAGCAGGAAGUACCUGCUCGAAUCCAGCCACAGACGUUGACUGCACCCCAAACAACCUCACCAACAACAACAACUCUAAAUACAACAUUAUUGAACAGUUAUUUACAACAACAGCAGCAGCAGCAGCAGCAACAACAGCAGCAAGAAGAACAGCAGAGGUUAGCAUUACAGAAGCUGUUACAGCAGUUAACACAACCACGUGUUGCCCAAACUCAAAUCACACCCUCAGAUCAGCUGAACUUGAAGCAGCUCCUGACCCCUCAGGUUCAGAUCCAGACCCCGUCCCCACCCCCACAGGUUCAAUCUCAGCCCCAGAUUGUACAGCCCCAGCAGCUUGGUACUAUCAACACGCAGCAACUGAGCAGUAUAAAUACACAGCAGCUUCAACAGUUAUUACUUCAAUCUGGUGUCCAAGUGAAGACAGAGGCGGCUGAACAAGCAUGCGUCGUAGCAAGCCCUCCUCCUGCUGCCACGCAGACACCAACUGUCGUAUUAACCACACAGGCUUUAAGCUCAAUAAACACAUCAAUCACAUCUUCUCCGGUACAAGCGCUGGUCACCAAUGGCAACGCGAUGUCCCUGACAAGUAUCCCAAUACAGGUCGUUCAGCCGGACAAGCUUCCAAUCGAUCGACUCCCCUCUGAUAGCAUGGACGAUACGCCACCCAAGCCAGCAAAGGGAGAAAAGAGAACGGCCCAUAAUGCAAUAGAAAAACGCUAUCGAUUAAGCAUCAAUGAUAAGAUCAUGGAGCUGAAAGAUCUCAUUGUGGGCACAGAAGCAAAGUUGAACAAGUCAGCUAUUUUACGCAAGGCUGUUGAAUACAUUCGCUUCUUACAAUCCACAAACCAGAGGCUGAAGCAAGAAAAUCUUGUGCUGAAAAUGCACUUACAGAAAAACAAGAACGUCAAUAUUGAAGAUCUUUUGCUUGGCGAUAAAGUGAAGACAGAAAUAAAUGACCUGACACCCCCAGGCUCUGUGUCCCCACCCCCCUCAUCCAUGAGCCCUCGGUCUAUGAGCGACGGAGAAGGCAGCUCCAGUACAGGAUCUAUGAGCCCCAGAUUUGAUGAAAUAUCUCCCAACAAAACCAAGGAGGCAUUUAGCUUCACCAACUAUGGAAUGGUGGACCGUUCUAGGAUGGCCCUCUGUGCCUUCAUGUUUGGCAUUCUAAUGUUCAAUCCAUUUAGUAUGCUGUUUGGACACCAGAUGGCGCUAGGGACCUCUGACGAUUACGGGCAUGGGCAUGCUAGCGGAAGAACAUUGAACUCCUACGAUGAAGAUGUGAGUGAACUGCAAAGCUGGACUAACUGGCUAAUUCCAAGUGUAUCAGUAUGGGCCUUGAAUGCCGUAGUCAUCAUUGCGGUACUUACAAAGCUGUUGGUGUAUGGGGAGCCUGUCACGAAAGCUCUCUCUGAUGCCUCUGUCAUAUACUGGCGUCAUAAGAAGCAGGCUGACGCUGACUGUGUGAGGGGUGAAUACACAAAUGCUGCAAACAAUCUACGACGAUGUCUCCAAGCACUCGGGCGCCCUCUACCAACAUCAAAGUUUGACUUAUUUGCUAGCCUCCUUUGGCAAUCGUUCCGUCAGAUCUUGCAUCGUUUACACAUUGCUCAUUGGAUGACGGGGAAAGCUGGUAUGCUUCGCUAUGACAACAUAAAGGCGACAGACAUACAGACAUCGGCACACGAUGCAGCCGUUGUGUAUAAUAAGCUGAAUCAUUUAUACAUGACUGAUAAGGUAGCUGGUACAGACUACAGCAGCAUGAACCUUGCUCUGUGUGCUGUCAACCUUGGAGAGACAGCAGGCCCUGCUAUGGACAAACAGACACUGACAGAUAUCUAUGCCACGGCUGCCCUCAGUGUUAAGACGUACUUCCCAGACAGGCUGCAGUUCUUAGCAAGAUUCUUCUUGAGUAAGGCAAGGCGUGUCUGCAUUUCUUCUACAAGCACCGCCCACUCCCUCCAAUGGUUAUGCCAUCCCCUGGGACAUCGCUUCUUUGUGGAUAAUAAACUCACAGUGCAAGAACGGGACUCCAUCUUCAGUAAAAUUUCUGAUGAGACCAACCCAUUGGCUUACAUUGCGAGAGACUUCCGGGAUCAUCUCCUCAAGAAGGCGGUCUACACACUUGUGACACCAGGGUAUAAUAGUGAGGGGGAAACUGUCACAGUAAGUGGGCCCCACACAGCUGAGGUUCUUCAGUUUGUGCAACUAUUGGACGAAUGUGCUAGCAACGCUGGUAUGAUGACCACAACCUCAUUGACGUCUCUACAGGGGUUGGAUGAUGUUUCAAAAUGGUGGUGUAAUGUCAUUGCUGUGGCUUCCUAUUGGCUGAAUGGUGAUGAUGCCGCAGCGGAGAAGUUGUACGGAGCCGUGGAAAGUUUUCCAAAGUAUCUUCAGGCUACUGAAAAUCCUUUGCCAAGAAGUGUCUACAUCGCAUUCAAGGCUCGCAAGAACCUGCUCGGUGGAUGCAAGGGAUCGUGCCAUUACAACUGUAUUAAACAGUGCAACAGAGCUGGGGAACUGUUAAGAGACAGCCUCAAUAUGUCCGGCAACAAACAGUAUGCAGAAAUCACACAGGCAAUUGAGCUGCUUGCCUGUGAUUGGCUGCUGAACACACGUACAGGGGUGUGGCAGAAGGAGUCUGGGGCAGGAGAGGAUGUCAUGAUGACACUCUCACAGAGGGAGCUCAUAGCCUUCCAGGCUGACCUCACAAGCCUAAGAAAACUUUCGCAAAAACUUAAAGCUGCAUUACCAAAGGUAUUCUUGCAUGAGGCCACUGCGAGAUUAAUGGCAGGAGCAAGUCCAGCAAGAACCCAACAACUCCUCGAUAGGAGCUUGCGUAGAAGGCACACCCCAGCCAACAAUGAAAAAGAUAAUGCUAGUGAAGACAAAAUGGGUGAACGUGAAUAUGCGAAUGCCUUGUUACUUGCCUGCAAACAUCUUCCCACACAAUUGCUAUCGGCUCCAGGACAGCGUGCGGGAAUGCUCACAGAGGCGUCAAAGACAUACGAGAAAUUAGGCGACAAAAAAGGAAUUCAAAGUUGCCAUCAAAUGAUGAUGAAAUAUGGCGGAAAUGUGCAAAAUGUCGGACCAACUCUUGUUAAAUGCUAAUUUGGAGUGGGUAACGAAUUUUGGACCACCACCCCUAAGAUGGCUGAAGAUCUUACACUUACCCUUCAAGGAAUUUGAUUGGUUUCUUGGAGCAUCUGUGGCCAUGUUCGUGACAUAAACAUCUUUAGUUGCAGUGUAUUGGUGCUCUCCCAAUUUGGAACUGUUGAGAGGUUGAAAUGCUUGAAGGACCUUAUUAUUGAACUUUAUUAUCCGUAGAAAUGAUUUAGAGUAUGAGGAU